Molecule: messenger RNA, 463 nt
Organism: Bactrocera tryoni
Lineage: Eukaryota; Metazoa; Arthropoda; Insecta; Diptera; Tephritidae
Gene: RpS26
Product: 40S ribosomal protein S26
Exons: 3
Coding region: 85-426 (113 amino acids)
Biological process (GO): translation
Cellular component (GO): cytosolic small ribosomal subunit; ribosome
Molecular function (GO): structural constituent of ribosome; mRNA binding
Source: RefSeq, a predicted model, not a curated record
CAAAAAUAGAACAACAGCCAAGUUAGCAUCGUUUAUGUCUUUCCUUUCUCUACUUCCUGUUGAACGAAGACAAGUGCUAAUAAAAUGACAAAGAAACGCCGUAACGGAGGUCGUUGCAAGCAUAAUCGCGGCCACGUGAAGCCGGUGCGCUGUACCAAUUGUGCACGUUGUGUUCCCAAGGAUAAAGCCAUUAAGAAGUUUGUCAUUCGUAAUAUUGUAGAAGCUGCUGCAGUGAGAGACAUUUCUGAAGCUUCAAUCUGGGAAACAUAUAUUUUGCCAAAGCUGUACGCAAAGCUGCAUUAUUGCGUGUCAUGUGCUAUCCAUUCAAAGGUUGUAAGGAAUCGAUCGAAAGAAGCUCGUCGUAUUCGCACUCCACCUGUACGAACUUUCCCUAAGGAUAUGGCUCGGAAUCAACCAAGAAAAUAGAGCAAAUAAAUACUUUGGAAAUUGACAUAACACAUAA